CCCAUGUACACAACCUCCCUCACUCACCUCACUUCACUCUCACACCACCGCACAGCAGCUCUGGAAGUCUCCAGAGUCAGCUCCACACUUCACCAUCCUCACACACACACUAUCAUCCUCACCGUCACUAUACCAUUAGGUCCGAGAGCGCUACGAAUCAAAAGCUUGACAUCCUUAGUCUCCGGUACACAUUCCCGCACAUAUAUAGGUGACGGCCGCGGUAUCUGGUUCCAGGUUACACAUCUCAGCCAUUUUCGUUUCAUCAUGGUAUGCAUUUAAACAUCAAUGUUUUGAAUAUGAUUUGGAGUUCAACACACAUCCAAUUUUCUUAAAGGAAUCUAGGGGGCUAAAAUGUCCAGGUUUCGUUCACUAUUGCAAGCAUCCCUUGCUGCAACUAAAAGAGCUCUUACAUGGAACCUUGAAGACUUAACUCCUCCACGUGAAAGAUUAAUAUUCAAUUUCAACUCAAAAGCUGAACUGAAAAAGUGGCAUUUAUAUUCAGAUUCUGAAUAUGGAGGUAUGUCAUCUGCUUCUCUAGAGAUUAAAGAUACAAGUGAUGGACCUAGUGCUGUAGGACCAAGAUUUUGAGUUUGGGAGCAAGCUGCAAGAGGCCAAGGGCCCAAGAGUGAUAAGGGAAUUUCUUUACUUCACCCACGGUCAUGUUUGAAUUGAUCUAGUCAGGUACUUUACAAUUGUCAAAGUCUGGUUCGGUCUAGUCUGUUAAAGUCUGGUCUGUUUUGGGACUGAAACCAAUGAAGAUUAGUUUAGGACAGAAGUUCAAAAUUAAGUACUACAUAAUAUUUAGGUGAUUGAAUUUCUUAGAAGCUGGAAUGGUUAUGAUUGUUGGGAUCUAUUGUUACUUCAUUACUAGGAUUAUUAUUAUUAUUAUUAUUUUAUUCAUAUAUAAGAAUUAUAAGACUAAUGUAUUACUAGAAUUUUGGGGCAUGUAUGUUUUUAAUUUCAAUAAUGCAAUGCCAAGUAAUAACUGAGUAAUCUGUCCUACUCGUUAGUCAGCCCUUGGCCAAGUUGCCACCUAGUAGCGAUUUAACUACUCAUGUGGUUUAUAAUCUUUUAUUCCUUUCUAAAUAAAUGUCAACCACAGUUUCAUUUUGUUCUUUAAACUCUGUGCCAUGUCAAACCUAGAACCUAUCAUUGGGAGGGAGGUAGUUCUUGUAAAUGAACCCAUGAGAUUAUUCAGUGGUUAAUGUAUCCACCCCGUUGAUUUGGAGUUAAAGUUUUGAUUACUAAUUGGUUAAACUAUAUCAGUUUGUGAUCGUUAAUUUGUUAUUGAGGCAAGUAAAAGGAGUUACAAAAUUUCUGCAAUUAGAUGGAGUCCUACCUGCCGUCUUCAGUUCCUCCACUGAUCUCAACUUAUUGCAAUAUAACCUGAAAUCAUUAGUUUUGACGAGCCGUACACUAAACCUUAAGGUGAAAUUGAGCACACCGAUAUAUUAGCAGCAAUAAAAAAGAAAGUAACACUCCAUGACUCCACUCUUGUUUCUUCUUUUAAACAUGUUAUUUUGGCAAUUGGGACAGGGAUAUUUUCUGGAAACCUCUCUCUAGAUGUUGUCGAGGAUUCAACCGGGAACAUGACUAGAAGUGGCUUUUGCGGAAUGAGGUCUAAAAAGUUUGAUGGCUUCAUUGACUUGGAUGCAUAUGAUACAAUAGCAGUCAAACUGAAAGGAGAUGGGAGGAACUACAUCUCUACUAUCUACACCCAGAAUUGGGUGAAUUCUCCUGGGCAAGAGGAAGAUAACUCAUGGCAGGCAUUUGUUUUUGUACCUAAAGACGACUGGUACAUAGCUAAGAUACCACUUUCCAUGUACGUGCCGACAUGGAGAGGAAACAUAAUAAAUGCAAAGUUGGAGAUGAAUCCAUCCCGAGUUCUGGCUAUGGCUCUAUCUGUCAAUGCAGAAGGUGGAGUCCCAGGUGCGAGGUCUGGCCCCAGAGAUUUUCAUGUGGAAAUUGAUUGGAUCAAAGCCUUGCGAACAGUAUGAACAAGAGGCUGAAGCAGGUUUUACUACUUAGAAAAUGUGGAUGCAACUGUGGGAUGGACCGAAAAGGAAAGAUGUACAAUUUUAGCGGGAUGGAGGACAUACUUCAUAACUCAUUCCAGUAACUUGCAAAGGUCGACUGAGGCUGCGCUUAGAUUUGUAUUGAUAAGUACUCGAUUUCCCACUUUCCUAGUUUGGUUGUUUUUCCCCAAUGGCUCGUGUGCUUAUAAUGCGGGCACAUCAGUAAAUACUUACUUUGGUUUCAUUUUUUUUUUGCGUUGUCACCACAAAAUCUAUACUAAUAUAAAAAGAGAAACCAAGACAUAACAGUUUCCGCCUCAAAGUUACGGAUCGGCAAAUAAGCGAC
This is a messenger RNA of Cuscuta epithymum, 2361 nucleotides long. NCBI's taxonomy places the organism in Eukaryota, Viridiplantae, Streptophyta, Magnoliopsida, Solanales, Convolvulaceae. The record is from the annotation of a GenBank genome assembly.